AUGGCCGAGGAGGACCCCCGGCAGCAGCGGCAGCAGCGGCGCCUGCUCUCCGGGCUACAGGGCGCCGAGGUCGGGGCUCUGCAGCUCAGGAUCAAGAACUCCAUCUGCAAAACGGUUCAAUCAAAAGUGGACAACAUUCUGCAAGAUGUUGAAAAGUUCACAGACAUUGAAAAGCUCUACCUCUACCUUAAGUUGCCUUCUGGUCCCAUCCCCAGCGGCAGUACUGAGAAAAGUGAUCAGAGUGCUGUGUCAUCAAGCCGCACGCAGCAGAUGCACGCCUUCAACUGGAUCCGCAAUCACUUAGAGGAACACCCGGAGACCUCGCUCCCCAAACAGGAAGUCUAUGAUGAAUACAAGAGCUUCUGUGACAAUCUUAACUACCAUCCACUGAGUGCUGCAGACUUCGGAAAAAUGAUGAAAAACGUCUUCCCCAACAUGAAGGCGCGUCGACUUGGCAUGAGAGGAAAAUCAAAAUAUUGCUAUAGCGGACUGAGGAAGAGACCCUUUGUUCACUUUCCAUGUUUACCAAGUCUGGAGUUACACAAAACUGGAGAAGGACUGCAUUGUGACGGACUGGACUCAGCGGGCCACCUCGGCAGCAUGAAGGAGGAAGUUCGCUUUGCGGCUUGUGAUCUGGUGUGUGAGUGGGCUCAAAAGGUACUGAAACGGCCCUUUGAGGCGGUGGAAGAGUUGGCUCGCUUCCUGAUCGACAGCCACUACAUCAGCAACAAGUCCCUGGCAGCUCUCACCAUUAUGACAGGCGCAGCAACAGAAGUUAAGCCUUUGCAGACGGUCUCAGCUUUUGUGCCCACCGCCGACGCACACUGCUUCCAGCCUCAAACGACAACUCUGUCGUCUCCAACUGUUGAUGCCAAGCAGCAGCUCCAGAGGAAGAUCCAAAGGAAGCAACAAGAACAAAAGCUGCACUCACCCUUACCCGGAGAGGGUUUGAUCAAGACUGUAGAUGACAGCUGUGGGCAAUGUUGUAGCCCAGUCUCUCUUUCUCCUCAGCCAACCAUUGGCAUUGUGGUCACUGCUGUCCCAAGACCUACCGCGACGCAGCAAAGCCCCCAGCUGAUGUCUGCCAGUCCAGCAGGAACCGAGGAGAGCAAAGUGCUGCCUAUAAACUUCCAAGUGGUGACCCAGCCAGUUCAGCCAGUGAAACAACCCUCAAAGACCUCCCAAAAUAUUCUACCAAGUCACGUGGGGGAACGCACAGCUCGGCAACGCUAUCCUCAAAUCCUUCCCAAGCCAGCGGCCACCACUGCUAUCGCUUUGUGCUCGCCCUCCACCAUGAUUAUUGCCAACAACCCCAUCAAGACUGUGAUGACCACGUGUCACGUAAGUCCCGUCAGUCUGGUCAAGAUGACAGCCAUAUCCCUCGCACCCCACAGCGGCAAUGCCACUACUUCCCUUACAAACACCACAAUGAGGCCAGCAUCUGCAGGCAUCAGCAGCUGUACCGUGUCAGAGGAUAUCCUGAGAUCCCGUCAAAAUACGAGGAGUACCUCUGCUCUCCCCAUUCUGCCCCCGAUGACGAGGCCUGAGCAUGUUGACACCCAUGACAUUGAUGUUGAAAUGGAAGUUGAAGAUAUACACAAGAACAGACAAAAUCAAAAUGUGAGCAGUUUAAUGAUGCCUCAUGGAGCUUUAGCGCAGAGGGCUGCUAGCGUGCCCAUACCUCAAACUAAAGUCUUCCAAGCCCUGGAGGAAACAUCCAGCACGGAAUAUGAUGUAAAUGUCCGCUUGAGCAACAACACCGCAGCGGCCAUUGAAGCGGGCAUUAACAUUAAUAACAACACAACUAAUACAAGCACUCUGGAUUUAGCUCCUUCCUGUCAGAAUAUGAAAGCUGCCUCUAUAUGCAACACCAACAUAGUAUCUUCAUUUGGAGAAUGUAUCUAUGCGACCAAGAGCUUCCGGAAGCGCUCAGGCCUCAGCCCAGGCCCAGUCUUCUCUCCUGUCAAAAGGGCUUUUCUGUCCCCACACCCAGAAGAGAGCACUGCUGCUCUUGGAUAUGGGAGUCGAAGACCUGAGAGUGCACCAGUUACCCGGGAGAUGGAGAUGAACAUUAACUCUCUUCUCCCCAGUCAUGUCCAUACACUUGGCAAUGACUCUUUCAGAGCCAGCGGCUUCUUUGCUGUUGCCAAAACACAGAGCUCAAUGCACAGGAAAAACACUUGCAAUGUUAUGGAAACCUCUGUCGGUCACCCAUCAAUCCAGCAACCAGAGGAGCACAUGAUGUCUGACGUGCAUUCCAUGCCUAAUAAUUCCAAUUUGUCAGUAAGUCUACAACAUGUUCAACAACAGACCUAUGCUCAAGCCAACCCUGUUUCUGGACCACUGGAUUUUUUGGAUCAAGCAUCCACAGCAAGUGAACUCCCUAUGCGGACAGACAUAGAAUACUUCUCGUUUGAUGAUGAUGUAACUCAAGACAGCAUCGUGGAAGAGCUGGUCCAGAUGGAAGAGCAGAUGAAACUUAACAAUAAACAACAGUUUGGAAACAAUAUCACGCUGCAAGGGCAGCAGGCUCCGAUGGCACAUAACAUGAUGCCCACCAAUCAGACAAUAAACACUUUCUGCCAUGCUGCAAACAGCAGUGGCGUCAACAAUUUAGUCCAAACACCAACACCCACUCCCACGUCGGAAAUUACAGGAGUUCAAGGCUUGACCAGAGAGAGUCCCUGCUCAUGUAUCACCCCCAUAACGCCAGUCGACAGCACCCUCGGAAGCAGUCAACACACUCCAGUCGGUACUCCGCUCUCCAACUGCAGCAGCACUGUGCCUCCCAGCCCCGUGGAGUGCAGGAAUCCCUUUGCAUUUACACCCAUCAACUCUAGCAUCACGAGUUUCCACGACGGCAGCACGGUCUCCAGCAGCCCCGUCAAACCCAUGCAGAGGCCAACAGCCACCCACCCGGAUAAGACCAGGCUGGAUUGGAUGAAUAAUAGCUGCAAUAGCAACAGUGGGAGCUUAAAUAACUCUAACAGCACCGUGGGAAUCUUGCCCAGCUAUCAGGGCCUCAUAGAUGACCACUUUCAAAAGCCUCACGCCUUCGCUGUCCCUCACGUAAGGCACCAUGAUGGCCGUUUUGGCCGGUUGACUCCCAUUUCCCCUGUGCAGCAGCAGGUAGCAAGCAUGGCUAACACGACCACGCAAGAGGGGUUCGCCGUGCCUGCUCCACUGGAUAACAAGACCUCCAACCUUCUCGCUACGAGUGGAUCUUUUCGAUGUCGCAGUGUUAGCCCCGCCGUACACCAGAGGAACCUGGUAGGGAACACGGGAACUAGUGGCCUUCACAAUAUCCACCAGCAGUGUGUCUCCCCGUUUAACUCUCCGGUAACGCCUGAGGUGUUGAACAUUUUAGCCAACAACCAGGGAAAUCUUGGGGUGAGCAGCGUGGCUCAAAGGAGUCGCUCAGUGCCCCUCAACAUCAUGAUGCAGACGGACGUUCUACCGAUGCCGGGUCAGCAAUGCAGCGGCAAAAAUAUCACUGAUGUCCUUCUGAGCAAGCUGGAUGCAGACCAUGACCCUGUGCGGGUUAUGGGUAUUAAUAAUUUGCCUUCCGGCUAUACGGCACGCAUGAAUCUCACUCACGUCCUCCAGUCUGAGAAUGUCAGCCCGAUCCCUUCGGACUCUACCGGCAGACGCGUGUCACUAAGGCCAAAUUACCUCAAUAAUGAACAAAUGUUUUUCUCUGCAAGCGACGGCCGAGCGCAGUCGGCCUCUGGGGGAAAGCAUCAGCAGCAGGCCCAGUCAUCACAGCAAACUUUGAGUUCACAGCGACAGCAUUUGGGUUUCAGUGACACCUUAAAAGACGCCCCACCAGACAGCAGCCUUCAUGCCGGCAAUCAGCUGGUGCAACAGGUGUCGCUGCUAGCGGCAGGAGGGGCAGAUUUUCCGAACGAACUCAGAAUGUCUUCGGACUUCUCCAGUAGCAUCAAUGACCUUAAUACACUGGAUGCAAACCUUCUGUUUGACCCCAGUCGUCAGCAAGGGCAAUAUCAAAGUGCUGCUCCAGAGGAAUUGGACAAUCAGCCUCUGUUUCAGCAAAUCACCAGCGGCACGACACAUUCUGGUGGACUUGAGUGGCUUGAGAGCAAAGAUCACACAACUGUCGGUUUGAUGGGCUAAGAGUGGAGCCUCUUAAUAUCAUGUUGACCAUGUUGAAUCUGUGGUUUCCGUUGUCGGAUUGAUGUAUUGUAACUUUUUUGUGGAACACUGGACACAGUGAGGUUUGUCCAGUUUAAGUGCCGAGCGAUGCUGAAAUGAUGCUGCAACCCUCUGAUCAAAAUGCUGGCCAUUUCUUUAUAUCAGACAACAUCGCCUCGUGUUGUUGCUGUAACAGCAUUUCUGACACAUGAUCAAAAGCUCAUGAUAAAAUUAUACCUUUUUAAAUGUAUUUCCAUCUAUUUUGUAGCCCCCAAAAAACUGCAAUUCAAAAAUGUUUUGUAUUUUCUGUAGAUUAUUAAAACAUUCAUAAAUUUGUAGAAUAUAUUCUACAUCGAUGACGAGCAUUAAUUCGUGAAGUCUGAAAAGUGAUGCUUGCCACUGAUGACAUUUUUAAACAGGCCAUUCUAAAAAGUGAUCCAAUCUAAAGCGAUGCCCACCUCAGCCAGAGGAAACACUUUGCAGAAUAUUUAGCAAAUGUAAAUAAUAAUAAUCACUAUUAUAUGUGUGUAGAAAGUUUAGCGUGGUGUAUAUUUUUUGUACCAGGGGUGGGGAACCGUUUUCCUAUCAGGGGCCAUUUCAAUCCUCAGAGGCCAUACUAUCCAUCUAUCCAUCCAUUUUCUGAGCCGCUUCUCCUCACUAGGGUCGCGGGCGUGCUGGAGCCUAUCCCAGCUAUCAUCGGACAGGAGGCGGGGUACACCCUGAACUGGUUGCCAGCCAAUCGCAGGGCACAUACAAACAAACAACCAUUCACACUCACAUUCACGCCUACGAGAAUGAGUUGUCAAUUAACCUACUAUGCAUGUUCUUGGGAUGUGGCAGGGCCAGAUGAAAUGCUCAUAUACGGUCCCUGAACAGAUUCCCCACCCCUGAUUUGUACAAUCUUACAUGUCAAGGUGGAUCACAGAUGGAGUAAAUGCAGGUUAUCUAAUAACCAGAAACAUAACUGGAUGCAAUCCAGCCCUCCACAUGUACUAAAUUUUUCUUUUUUUUUUAAAAGUCCCAUAAGGUCGGUUGCCUGUUUAUCAGAUAUCCAUAAACUCACUCCUUAUCCCCAAAGAGAUAGGCCAUAUACAAAUAAACGUUAAAUUGAAGCCAUAAAGCACUUUGAAAUGGAAUCAUAGCUAACUAAAGGUUUCUUGAGACAUUGUUUCAAAAUGUUCAAACCAUGUUUAACGUGGUGGGUGCAAACUAAAGAAUGGCAAAAUAUGCAAUUAGAUGGAUGAAUAUGAUCGGAGCAAUUGUCAUCCUGCACAGACAAUCUGAAAGUUGUCUAUUAAUUCUUCUACCAAAAAAUGCACUGUGCUUUUUCUCUACAAGUCCUGAAUCAAAACAGUAAGAAGGCCUUAUGUCCAUACCAAAGAUCCAUUUUAAAAUGCACUAACAUCUUGUGUCAUGAAAGACUCCUGUAUUGAACGGUGGACAUAUUGACAAGUUUUGAAGGGCUAUAACAUAUGAGGUUGUACGAAGAAGACUUCGCUAAUUAAUGUAUGAUUUAACUUUAUUUAUUGUACAGUUAGAGUGAAUGUGUUGAUGUCAAAACCAUUUAAUCUUGCACUGUUAUGUUGUUUUAAAGGCUCCAGCAGCGUGCAUAAUAUUAGCACGGAUACGGUUGAACUGUUUUUAAUUUUGCUGUAUGUCAGGAUAACUUGGAUGAUGUCAUGCACCGAUGCAUAAAAGGAAUAUCAAUUGUUUUUCAAGUAGAGGAGUACAGUUCUUUAGACUUAUUUCAUGGUAGUUUUGAACCCGAUGAGUACUUUCAAUAAUAUAUGUUAAAUCUCUCCUGUCUUUUUCCUGUUUAUUUUUAUUGUGUCUAAGAAUAUUUAAUUUGGUUUGCACUGAUAUUUAUGUUCUUCAGACUUUACUACUCUUGGAAUUGGUUCAGAGCUGUAGAACUGCCCUCCACUGUAGUUGUUAUGUUGCCGUGUCGAGUGAAAAUGAAUAUAUUUUAUGUGCUUUUUAAAGGGGUAGUGCUUGGUUUUUGAGGUCUUUUUAAAAAAAUAUAUGUUAAUAAACCAUUUUAAGUACACCAAAAUGCUGCAAAGAGUAAAUGUCUGCAUGUCGUAAAGAUGUGGUACACGGCCUCCCUAAGUGGUACGUGAAAGAAUCGCUGAAUUAGAAGACAAUAAACUUGAGAAGGCCUUUUAUUGUCACAAUGCCCUCUCCAUUGCAGAUGUUCAUAUAUGAAGUACAGAAAAAUAAAAUUAGUAAAAUAUAUAUUUACAACAAAGAUAAUUAGUAAUGCAAGAAGAUGAAUAGAAUUGUCGUCUAAGUUGUAGAAAUUCACAGUAUAUGAAUUAUUGCACAGAUACAUUGAAUAUUGCACAGUGGGUGAAAAAAGCACACAUGGAGGUCAGGGUUUAGACGGGGGAGGGUGGGUUUAAUGUCAAUUUUCUGAUAUUUAGGCGCAGUGUUAAUGUUGGAACUA
This is a messenger RNA of Phycodurus eques (leafy seadragon), 6598 nucleotides long. Its product is annotated as DNA-binding protein RFX7-like. The record is from RefSeq and is a predicted model, not a curated record. The transcript has 9 exons. The coding region runs from base 1 to 4134 and encodes 1377 amino acids. Gene Ontology annotation, molecular function: RNA polymerase II cis-regulatory region sequence-specific DNA binding; DNA-binding transcription factor activity, RNA polymerase II-specific. Gene Ontology annotation, biological process: regulation of transcription by RNA polymerase II. NCBI's taxonomy places the organism in Eukaryota, Metazoa, Chordata, Actinopteri, Syngnathiformes, Syngnathidae.